Messenger RNA from Musa acuminata AAA Group (dessert banana), 989 nucleotides. Its product is annotated as WEB family protein At3g51220-like. Gene Ontology annotation, biological process: chloroplast accumulation movement; chloroplast avoidance movement. The transcript has 2 exons. Gene Ontology annotation, cellular component: cytosol. The record is from RefSeq and is a predicted model, not a curated record. NCBI's taxonomy places the organism in Eukaryota, Viridiplantae, Streptophyta, Magnoliopsida, Zingiberales, Musaceae. Bases 168 to 842 code for a protein of 224 amino acids.
GGCCUCCUCUACGUUCCUUCUCUAACAACUUCCACUUCUCUCUACCCCUGCAACCUCCUCCGUUCCUUGAGCUAUCCGCUUAUACCGCAUGUCGACUACCUUUGUGCCUUUAAAGCUAUUGGCAUAAGCUCUCGCUGCCAUUGUAGCAGCGGGUUUGAGCCCAAAGCAUGGGGAGCAGAGAAGAAGAUGGUGUUCUUGUGGGGAGAGUCGAGAUCGAUACCAGUGCGCCGUUUCGGUCCGUGAAGGAGGCUGUCAUGCUCUUCGGAGAAAGGAUGUUAGCCGGCGAGGUCUACGCAAGCCGGCUUGACGAGAUUCGUGCUCCAGCAAACAGUAAUGAGAUCGAACGCUCACGCAUGGGAUCCAUAGUUGCUGAGUUAGAAGAGACGAGACAGAAUUUGGAGAAGGCCAACGAGGAAAGGCAGGAGAUGCUAAAUCGCCUCUCCUCCCUCGGGGAAGAGCUCGAGAAGACGAAGAUGGAGAUCAAACGGCUGAAAGCCGGGGAGAGCGAGAAGAGGGUUAGAGAUAUAGAGAUCGAGGACGUUAAGUUCGUCGAAAACGCAGGCGAAGUCGAGGUGGCGGCAUCGCUACUCGGCAACCAUCAUCAGGUGGUGGAGUUACAGAAGAAACGGUACGUCACAUUUGCGGAUCCUCCUUCCCUGGCUCCAGUGCUGGUGAAUGCAGAGGAGCAGAUGCUGGAAAGGCAAGUUUCGGUGGACAAGGAAAGCACCCCUGUGACGAAGAAGACGACGAAAAAGAAGCCAUUGCUGCCUUUGAUUGCAGCACUUUUCGCAAAGAAGAAGGAUCAUCAAGAUGGUGCGGUCCGAAGAGGUCGUGGAUUGUAAGACUCGUUGAAAUAACAAGAGAACGCAUUCUCUUCAUGAUCACGCAAUGGUUCGUUCGAUCAUCGUGAAAGAUACACGUUUCCAGUGUUUAAUAUCGGGCCAUCAUGCACAUCGUAGAGAACCGGUGCAGCAAUGUAAUACUAUGAA